This is a messenger RNA of Canis lupus familiaris (dog), 2096 nucleotides long. It is a transcript of the gene OLFM2, whose product is annotated as olfactomedin 2. The record is from RefSeq and is a predicted model, not a curated record. Gene Ontology annotation, biological process: signal transduction. Bases 461 to 1621 code for a protein of 386 amino acids. The transcript has 6 exons. Lineage: Eukaryota; Metazoa; Chordata; Mammalia; Carnivora; Canidae.
GGGCGGAGUACAGGUGCCAGUGGGCUCCCCUGGAAAGCUGCAUGUGGCACCCCCCGCAGAGCUCUCCUACUGGAGGGUUGAGAGGGCUACCGAGACCUGCACCUCGCACCUCGCACGAACUCCUGUGUGGUGCUGUGGAGGACUGCAAGGGGUGGGGGACUUCUGCUGCCUGCCCCGUGCGAAGGCAGGGGGGGCUUUGAUGGCCAGAGGAAGCCUUUGGCAAAGGGGGGACCCCCAGAUGCUUCUGCAGUGAAGUCCUGGGGAGGCCUGAGUGUUGGCUCUACCUGAAUCAUACCUGCGUGCACGAAAGGCCGGGAAGACCCUCUUCCAAAGCCCGGAGGAAGGCUGGCAGCUGUAUACCUCGGCCCAGGCCCCCGACGGGAAAUGCAUCUGCACGGCUGUGAUCCCUGCACAGAGCACCUGCUCCCGCGAUGGCCGGAGCCGGGAGCUGCGGCAGCUGAUGGAGAAGGUCCAGAAUGUCUCCCAGUCCAUGGAGGUCCUUGAGUUGCGGACGUACCGUGACCUCCAGUACGUGCGCAGCAUGGAGACACUCAUGCGAAGCCUGGACGCACGACUCCGGGCGGCUGAUGGGUCCCUCUCAGCAAAGAGCUUCCAGGAACUGAAGGACAGGAUGUCGGAGCUGUUGCCCUUGAGCUCAGUCCUGGAGCAGUACAAGGCGGACGCGCGCACCAUCGUGCGCCUGCGGGAGGAGGUGAGGAAUCUCUCCAGCAGCCUUGCAGCCAUCCAGGAGGAGAUGGGCGCCUACGGGUACGAGGACCUGCAGCAGCGGGUGAUGGCCCUGGAGGCCCGGCUCCAUGCCUGCGCCCAGAAGCUGGGCUGCGGGAAGCUGACUGGGGUCAGUAACCCCAUCACCAUUCGGGCCAUGGGGUCCCGCUUUGGCUCCUGGAUGACCGACACGAUGGCCCCCAGUGCGGAUAGCCGGGUCUGGUACAUGGAUGGCUAUUACAAGGGCCGGCGGGUCCUGGAGUUCCGCACUCUGGGAGACUUCAUCAAAGGCCAGAACUUUAUCCAGCACCUGCUGCCCCAGCCGUGGGCGGGCACAGGCCACGUGGUGUACAACGGCUCCCUGUUCUACAACAAGUAUCAGAGCAACGUGGUGGUCAAGUACCACUUCCGCUCACGCUCCGUGCUGGUGCAGAGGAGCCUCCCGGGGGCCGGCUACAACAACACCUUCCCCUACUCCUGGGGCGGCUUCUCGGACAUGGACUUCAUGGUGGACGAGAGUGGGCUCUGGGCCGUGUACACCACCAACCAGAACGCGGGCAACAUCGUGGUCAGCCGGCUGGACCCGCACACGCUCGAGGUCGUGCGGUCCUGGGACACCGGCUACCCCAAGCGCAGCGCCGGCGAGGCCUUCAUGAUCUGCGGCGUGCUCUACGUGACCAACUCCCACCUGGCCGGGGCCAAGGUCUACUUCGCCUACUUCACCAACACGUCCAGUUACGAGUACACAGACGUGCCCUUCCACAACCAGUACUCCCACAUCUCCAUGCUGGAUUACAACCCCCGAGAGCGGGCCCUCUACACUUGGAACAACGGCCACCAGGUGCUGUACAACGUCACCCUCUUUCACGUCAUCAGCACCGCCGGGGACCCCUAAGGGUGCCCUGCAAGGCCCAGGGCCGGCGCCCUUCUGCUCCACCCACGUCCCUUUCUCUCUCUCCGGGGCCCUCUCUUCUCCCCUCUCCUGUACGUUGUUUUCUCUCCCCUCCUUUCCGCCGGGCUCUCCUUCUCUGCCUCUGUAUUUCUCAUUAGUGCGUUCUCUGUGUGUCUUUUCUCCUUUGUUGGGUCUCUGGUUUUGAUACUUCACUCUUUCUGCCUUUUUAUUGCUGACCCUCUUGUCUCUCUCUUUUCAUGGAUCAGACUCUCCGGUCCUUUCCCUGAGGCCUCUGUCUCUCUCUUCCCUCCUCCACCUCCCUUCUCGCUUCCCACCCAGCCCCUAGCCCCUCUCUCCAAGCCUCCUUCCCUCCCUUCAAGGAGUUGAGUGCAUGGAUCGGUUUCUUUCUUUCUUUUUUUUUUUUAUUUACACUCUUUCUUUCCAGGUUGCUGGAAUAAACAGGACCUUUGACAUUUGA